AUGUGCCACAUACCAGUCUUCUGUUGGCUUUCAGCCAGUGUGCUGGAGAAUAUGAUGAGCGAUGAAGAUACUAAUGAAAUCUCCAAAAUUCUGACUGAGAUGUGCACACACUUCCUGCUUAUUCAGACCAGUCUGAAGAAUCAGAAGUACCAUGGAGCCACUGUGGAAAACCCAAAGAAGCUGUCUCAGUCAGACAGAGAGAUGAUUCUGAAACUGGGAAAACUGGCUUUCCAACAGCUGGAGAAGGAGGAGGUGCUGGACGAGUUUGACAUGAAGAUGUACAAAACAUCAGCAGGGGGUCAGCAGAGGCUGCUCGCAGCACUGAGGACCUGCAAGAGGGCAAGAUCUUUUCAGUGGGAUGGAAAAGAAAGCACUGCCUCUAAAAUGAGUCAGGAGCAUAGAGAGGGGGACACUGCCCCUAAAAUGAAUCUUCCUCAGGAGCACAGAGAGGGGGACACUGCCUCUAAAAUGAGUCUUCCUCAGGAGCACAGAGAGGGGGACACUGCCUCUAAAAUGAGUCUUCCUCAGGAGCACAGAGAGGGGGACACUGCCCCUAAAAUGAGUCUUCCUCAGGAGCACAGAGAGAGGGACACUGCCUCUCGGAUGAGUGUCUGUCUGGACGGUGAAAAGAGGAGUGCCGCGAGUAAAAGGUGUUCGUCUGAGGGAUAUAAUGAAGGCACUGACUCUAAAAGAAGGAACAUCGCCUUCCAAAGAAAGCGAACAGGGCAUGUUCUGAAAGAGGAUCUCCUCCAGUGUGACAUGUGUAAGGAGAAGCUGAAGGAUCUAGUCUCUGUCCCCAGUGGACACAGAUACUGCAGACAGUGCAUCUGUAAGUGGGAUUUGUCUGAAUUAGUACAAAUCCAGCAGGCAGAAUUCAGUCCUGUUAAUCCAGACCACUGCUAUACUGGACCUGGAGAUGUGGCCUGUGAUUUCUGCACUGGGAGGAAGCUGAGAGCUGUGAAGUCCUGUCUGACCUGCCCUGCCUCCCUCUGUGAGAACCAUGUCAGGCAGCACUACACAAUACCAGCACUGCAGAGACACACACUGGUGGAGGUGACUGGAGACCUGGAGCAGAGACUCUGUCAGCAGCACCACAGAGUUCUGGAGAUGUUCUGUAAGACUGACCAGACACACAUCUGUAAAGUUUGUGCAGUGGAGGAACACCAAGGCCACAGUAAACUCUACAGAGAGAUUUCCAGUGUACCAGAGCCCAAAAGCCUUCUCAAAAUGACACUGGGGAACAUAAAGCCGGAACAUUUCCAAACCUUUAAACAAGAACUGAAUGAGGACUACCCAGAUAGUUUAGGUAAUCACCUGGGGGAUCUUGAUGUGUCUGGUGUCACUGAAAGGAUGCUGGACUGCUUUGGAGUUGAGGGAGCUCAGAGAAUCACACUACACUUCCUGAAUGUUGCCAUUCCUUUAAGAAAAGUUCAAGAAGCUAAUAAGGAAAACCUGAGACAAAAAUUCCAACAUAUGACAGAGGGACUUUCAUCACAAGGAAAAGUUUCCCUUUUGAAUGAGGUCUACACAGAGCUCUACGUCACAGAGGGUGGAAGUGGAGAGGUCAAUAAUGAACAUGAGAUCAGACAAAUUGAGAUGACAUCCAAGACACAAACCCCUCAAGCCACUCCCAUCAAAUGCAAUGACAUAUUUACAGUACUUUCUGCACGCAGUAAACAAAUCAGAACAGUGCUGACAAAGGGAAUAGCUGGAAUUGGAAAGACUGUCUCUGUACAGAAGUUCAUUCUUGACUGGGCUGAAAGAAAAGCCAAUGAAGACAUCACAGUCAUAGUCCCUCUACCUUUCAGGGAUCUUAAUCUGAAGAAAGAGAAAUACAGUCUCAUCCAGCUACUUCAUCACUAUGCUCCAGAACUGAAAAACAUAAAGGACAUAAAGGACAGAAAAGUCAAAAUUCUCCUGAUUUUUGAUGGUCUGGAUGAGUAUCGAUUUCCUCUAAGUUUCCAGAAUAGUGAGUUUUGCUCUGAUGUUACAAAGUCAAUCUCACUGGAUGUGCUGCUGACAAACCUCAUCAAGGGGAAUCUGCUUCCCUCUGCUCUCCUCUGGAUAACCUCACGACCAGCAGCAGCCAGUCAGAUCCCUCCUGAGUGUGUCCACCAGGUAACAGAGAUCCAUGGGUUCCGAGACACUCAGAAGGAAGAAUACUUCAGAAAGAGAAUCAGUGAUCAGAGCAUGGCCAACAGAAUAAUCAAACACAUCAAGUCAUCAAGGAGCCUCCACAUCAUGUGCCACAUACCGGUCUUCUGUUGGCUUUCAGCCACUGUGCUUAAGAAUAUGAUGAGUAAUGCCAGCACUGGUGAAAUCCCCAAAACACUGACUGAGAUGUACACACACUUCCUGCUCCUUCAGAUUAGUUUGAAGAAUAAGAAGUACCAUGGAACCACCAUGGAAAACCCAAAGAAGCUGUUACAAUCAGACAAAGAGAUGAUUCUGAAACUGGGGAAACUGGCUUUCCAACAGCUGGAGAAGGGUAAUCUGAUAUUCUAUGAGGAGGACCUGAGAGAGUGUGGCAUUGAUGUGAGUAAAGCUUCAGAGUACUCUUCAGUGUGCACAGAGAUCUUUAGAGAGGAGUUGGGAUUGUACAGGGAGAAGGUUUUCUGUUUUGUACAUCUGAGCGUUCAGGAGCAUCUUGCUGCAGUGUAUGCACAUUUUUCAUGUGUGAAUGAAAGAAAAAAUGUGUUUAGCAGAGAGGACCCUCGAAUUGAAUAUUCUUAUGCUAGGAUAUUUACACUGUCUGACCUACACCCGAUUGCAGUGGACAAAGCUCUGCAGAGCGAGAAAGGACACCUUGACUUUUUCCUUCGCUUCCUUCUUGGCCUCUCACUGGAUUCCAGUCAGACUCUCCUACAAGACUUAAUGAUAAGAACCAGCUCAAAAAUCAGAGUUCACAGCACUGUAUGGACAGAUCGGUUUGUGAAGAUGAUGGACACAGAUAAAUAUAUAAAGAUGAGGAUCAGAGGGGAAUCAUCACCAGAGAGGAUCAUCAAUCUCUUCCACUGUCUGAAUGAGCUGAACGAUAACUCUCUAGUGGAGGAAAUCCAGUCUGCCUUCAGAUCAGGGAAACUCUCAUCUCAAAAGCUGGAGCCACACCAGUGUUCAGCUCUGGCCUAUGUGUUACUGAUGUCAGAGGAGGUGCUGGAUGAGUUUGAUCUGAAGAUGUACAAAACAUCAGCAGCAGGUCAGCAGAGGCUUCUCCCAGUACUGAAGACCUGCAAGAAGGCCAGGUCAGUUUUUUUUGUCUGCUGUAACUUAUUUACACAUGUAUCAUCUGCAUCCUGUGAAACGAUUGGUUCAGCUCUAAAGUUGGUGAACUCACCCCUGAGAGAGCUGGAUCUCAGCUGCAAUAACCUGGCAGAUUCAGGAGUGAAGCUGCUAUGUGCUGGACUACAGUGCCCAAACUGUAAACUGCAAAAAUUGUGGCUGUCUGGCUGUAAUCUUUCAACUGAAUCCUGUGGAUCUUUGGCCUCUGCCCUCCAGUCAGUGAGCUCACCUCUAAGAGAGCUGGAUCUCAGCUACAAUACGCUGACACAUUCAGGAGUGAAACUGCUCUGUGGUGGUCUGUUGAGUCCAAACUGUCAACUACAGAGAGUGGACUUGAAUACUUGUCGUCUCACAGAAGACUGUUGUGUAGCUCUGUCCUCAGUCCUGAGGUCUCCGCACUCUUACCUGAGAGAACUGGAGCUGAGACACAAUGAUCUGCAGGACUUAGGAGUGAAACUGCUCUCUGCUGGCCUAGAGGAUUCACAGUGUAAAUUAGAAAAACUGGGGCUGUCAGGCUGUCUAAUUACAGAGGAAGGCUGUGCUUCUCUAGUCUCAGCUCUGAGAUCAAACCCCUCACAUUUGAGAGAGCUGGACCUAAGCUACAAUCACCCAGGAGACUCAGGAUUGAUGCUGCUCUCUGCUCUGCUGGGGGAUCUACACUGUAAACUGAAAAAACUGGAACUGGACCAUGCUGGAGAGUACUGGAUGGGACUUACGCCACGGAAAUAUGUCUGUCAGCUCACACUGGACCAGAACACAGCACACGGAAACCUCUCUCUGUCUGAGAGGAACAGGAGAGUGACAUGGACUCCAAAAAAACAACCAUAUCCUGAUCAUUCUGAGAGAUUCCGGAAUGUUCAUCGUGUGCUUUGUAGUGAAGCUCUAACUGGGCGCUUUUACUGGGAGGUGGAGUGGAGUGGAACAACGCGGAUUGGGGCAACAUAUAAGAGCAUCAGUAGAGAAGAGGGCUGUAUGGGAAUGGAUGAUAAAUCCUUUGUCCUGUUCUGUCAAGGAGAUACGUUCUAUUUCAUUCACAACAGUAAGACGUGUGCUGCAGUGUCUCCCCCUCAUCCUUGUAACAGAUUAGGAGUGUAUCUGGACUGGGCUGCUGGCACUCUGCACUUCUACAGAGUCCUCAGUGGCACACUGACCCCUCUGUACACGUUUAACACCACAUUCAUCGAACCCCUUUACGCGGGUUUUGAGCUUUGCGGUAACUCCACCGUGACUUUGUGUCGUUUGGAAGGCAUGAUAAGACUACAGUGA
Messenger RNA from Chanos chanos (milkfish), 4545 nucleotides. RefSeq names its product NACHT, LRR and PYD domains-containing protein 12-like. Gene Ontology annotation, molecular function: zinc ion binding; protein binding. Lineage: Eukaryota; Metazoa; Chordata; Actinopteri; Gonorynchiformes; Chanidae. The transcript is spliced from 12 exons. The record is from RefSeq and is a predicted model, not a curated record. Bases 1 to 4545 code for a protein of 1514 amino acids.